Messenger RNA from Dovyalis caffra, 217 nucleotides. The record is from the annotation of a GenBank genome assembly. Lineage: Eukaryota; Viridiplantae; Streptophyta; Magnoliopsida; Malpighiales; Salicaceae.
CAAAAACCAUGACCCCGAAGAAGAAGAUGAAGUCCCCCUAUCCAUAGUAGCUUGGCCACCAUUGACGCAACCCUUUGAGACUCCAAGAUGGAAGCUUCCAUCUCUAAUGCCAGCUAUUGUGCUUGAAAACCAGAAGCAGAUGGUCAUGAAUAAACAAAAUACCUUUGUAACAACCAAGCCUGAUCAAGUUACUAAUUUGGUUUUCGAUUUAGAUUAG